AUGAACAGCCCACGAAUCACAAUCUCGUCUUCGCCACAGUCUCGUCUUCGCCACAGACUCGUCUUCGCCACAGACUCGUCUUCGCCACAGUCUCGUCUUCGCCACAGUCUCGUCUUCGCCACAGUCUCGUCUUCGCCACAGACUCGUCUUCGCCACAGACUCGUCUUCGCCACAGUCUCGUCUUCGCCACAGUCUCGUCUUCGCCACAGUCUCGUCUUCGCCACAGUCUCGUCUUCGCCACAGUCUCGUCUUCGCCACAGUCUCGUCUUCGCCACAGUCUCGUCUUCACCACAGUCCCUGUCUUCACCACAGUCUUCUGCUCACCACAUCUCGUUCACCACAGUCUGUCUUCACCACAGUCUCUGUCUUCACCGCAAGUCUGCUCCACCGCAGUCUCAAGCCUUCACCGCAGUCUUGUCUUCACCACAGUCUGCCUUCACCACAGUCUUGUCUUCACCACAGUUCAGUCUUCACCACAUUGUCUUCACCACAGUCCUGUCUUCACCACAGUCUUGUCUUCACCACAGUCUAGUCUUCACCACAGUCUCGUUCUCACCACAGUCUCGUCUUCACCACAGUCUCGCCUUCACCGCAGUCUUGUCUUCACCACAGUCUAGUUCACCACAGUCUGUCUUCACCACAGUCUCGUCUUCACCACAGUCUCGCCUCACCACAGUCUCGUCUUCACCACAGUCUCGUCUUCACCACAGUCUCGCCUUCACCGCAGUCUCAGGUUCUCACCACAGUCUCACUUUCACCACAGUCUCGUCUUCACCACAGUCUGCCUCACCACAGUUCAGUUCCUCACCACAGUCUCAGCCUCACUGCAGUCUCGUCUUCAAUUACAGUCUCGUCUUCUCACCACAGUCUUGUCUCUUUCACCACAGUCUAGUCUUCACCACAGUCUCUGUCUUCACCACAGUCUCUGUCUUCACCACAGUCUCUGUCUUUCACCACAGUCUCUGUCUUCACCACAGUCUCGUCUUCACCCACAGUCUUCUGUCUUCACCACAGUCUGUCUUCACCACAGUCUGUCUUCACCACAGUCUAGUUCCUCUCACCACAGUCUCUGUCUUCACCACACAGUCUCGUCUUCACCACAGUCUCGUCUUCACCACAGUCUCGUUCUCUUACCACAGUCUGCCUUCACCACAGUCUCGUCUUCACCACAGUCUUGUCUUCACCACAGUCUCGUCUUCACCACAGUCUUGUCUUCACCACAGUCUCGUCUUCACCACAGUCUCGUCUUCACCACAGUCUCGUCUUCACCACAGUCUCGUCUUCACCACAGUCUCGUCUUCACCACAGUCUCGUCUUCACCACAGUCUCGUCUUCACCACACUGAUAAAACUGACCAUUACCAAGAUCAAAUAUGUCUUCCCUUUGAGUGCCUAUAGAUGGUAG
Messenger RNA from Homarus americanus (American lobster), 1404 nucleotides. RefSeq lists its product as uncharacterized. Lineage: Eukaryota; Metazoa; Arthropoda; Malacostraca; Decapoda; Nephropidae. Bases 1 to 1404 code for a protein of 467 amino acids. The record is from RefSeq and is a predicted model, not a curated record. The transcript has 3 exons.